UAAGUGCAUUGUGACCAUUGUGACCUUUAGCUAUUGAACUGUAUGCACUAACGUAGCUAGGAUUUUAUAUUGGGGAGGGGAGGGCAGCCCACACAACCCACAAUAUGUAUGUAUGAUUUUAUAAAAUUUAAUACAAUAAAAAAGAGGUCCCCGUGGCCCCGACACCCCACCUCACCCUCGCUACGCCACUGACUAAAUGAUACCUUUAUAUCCCACCAAACCGUGUGUUGGUUCUCUAUGACAGAAAUUCAAGCCUGGUAACGUUUCUUCUGGACGUUGGUGUAUUUCUCUCGUUUCAGGUCAUUCUAUAAAGAGCUACAGACAUGAAGACUACUCACUGUAUCCUCACUAUCCAAGGCUUGCUUAUAAUAUGUGAUGUAAACAUGAUGUCAGGGAAUGUCAUUAAAGUCGAUGGUGCGUGGUCGAGUUGGAGGAAACACAAUGAUACCGAUUGUUUGGAGUCUUGCACGCGGCAAGUGUUCAGAAUCAGGGACUGCGACGACCCUCCCCCGUCUGUCACAGGCACGCCCUGCACCGGUAGCCAAGGUUACGCUUAUGAGGAGAAAUGCGUUGGUGGAAAAUGUGUCGAGGGUAAAAGUCCAUCCCAGAUACAAGAAGCGGAGGGUUUCUGGGGCGAAUGGAGGUCAGAUGACGUAGACGCCUGUCCAGCCACGUGUCGUCGCAUGCUGACCUUAAGACGGAAUUGUUCAGGCCCAACUCGUGUGACUGCGUGCACCGGGACGUGGAUAAUGCUAAAGAUGGACUACUGUAAGGGAGACGACUGCACUGAAGUGGACGGUGGCUGGACGCCGUGGCACCCCGACUCCGUACAGGAGGAGUGUUCUCGGGAUUGUUCGCGAAAACUUCGUUUCACACGGACAUGCACGAAUCCAGCUCCGGCCGGAAGAGGAAAAGGAUGCCACGGACCCAUAUCACAGGAGGUCAAGGUCGAUUGUACGGGAGGGCGCUGUGAGACAUUGUAUGGAAGCUGGUCGGUGUGGGAAAGGACUACCACUGGUAUAUGCGUCUCCAACUGUAGCCACCAGGUGACGCUGUCUCGACGCUGUACCCCUCGGCUGUUGUCGGCGUGCGAUGGAGAGGCCGUCGUGACGGUCAGAGAGGAGUGCGUGACGGAUGAAUGUGAUGACCCUGUCUUGAGUUCAGUCGUCGCUACACGCGCAGUUAACGAAAAGCGGGGAGACCUGAUAGUGACUGGUUGCGUGGUGAUCGGCAGUCUCUGUGUUAUGGUGGUCGCGGUUAUCGCCAUGAUCAUAAGAAUGAGGCCGAAGUCUGAGCUGAAGAUGAUCACCAUUGGCGACCAGGAAACGAAGGACUACAAGUUCCAGUACGACAACCCGGUGUUCCUGUCCGAAUCCGCCGUGUCUCAACGAGAGAACAAUACAUCCUGGCCAGGGCAGUAGGAUUCAGUGCCGGGCGGGGGCGGGCGGGGGCGAUCGGGUGCUCAAAACAUUAAGGUUUUUCUUCUGUAUGAUUAUUAAAAAAAGAAGAAGACACCCCCCCCCCCCCAAAAAAAAAAAAACCCCAAAAAAAAAACCCAAAAGACAUUGAAAGUUUUUUCUGUGAACACCCCCCUCACCCCAAGUGCGCCCCCCACUCAAUUUUACGUAUCAUUCUUAUGGACCUACUAACCAAAAUAUCUAUUUCGGUGACAGUGUAAUAAAAUGCAAGUGCACAAG
Gigantopelta aegis is the source of this 1697-nucleotide messenger RNA. Its product is annotated as hemicentin-1-like. The record is from RefSeq and is a predicted model, not a curated record. Lineage: Eukaryota; Metazoa; Mollusca; Gastropoda; Neomphalida; Peltospiridae. The transcript has 9 exons. Bases 324 to 1421 code for a protein of 365 amino acids.